GCAGAGCAGCCACAGGUACUGCUGCUGCAGCACCCAGAGCAGCCGCCGGCAGAGCAGCCGCCGGCAGAGCUCCCGCGUCGCAGUCAGAGGGUGAGGCGUCCGUCUAACUUUCAGAGAUCGCCUUGGGUUAAUAGCCAAAUGCCACGUCCAGUGACACAAAACUGCAGUGACCAUUAUGAGAAGUGGAUGGCUAGGUGUCGAGAGGGUAGGCGUGGUGAGAUUUAUGUCAAGGCAAGUGGUGGUUUGCGGGAGUACGACGACUUCGCGCGGGUGGAUAAUGUCAGCCAGGAAUUCUCGACUGGGGAUAUUGACUUGUAUUUCUUGAGCUUGAGAAAUAGACUUCGAGGUUCCCUGGAUUUACUGGAUGACGUAGAUAUGAAUAACACAAUCAUAGUAGACACGGAUUGGUUUAUAUACCUCAAGAAAGAGUGGGACGCUCUAUUGGAUAAGUGGGCAGGAAGUGAGUUCGGCCCCAAGGAGUUUCAUGUAUUGACUAGUACAGCAAUGGCUGAUGAUUGGCAGCCUGCUAUAGACUGGAUCUGCCAAGUACGUGGAAAAUCACUUAAGGGCCAUGAACUUCCUCCUGGUCAUAUAGGAUGGAUGGAUGCCGCACAGGUUCUCAUGCCAGUCAUAAUUGGCCACCAUUUUAUCCUAUGUCGGAUUCGGUUAGGAGACGCCGUUUGCGAGGUCUAUGACCCAGUAUUCCACAAGCUAACACCUCGACAACAGAAUGAUCGAGUUGGUGAUUUAUUACCUUUACUGAGAUUGUUGCCAGUUGUCCUUCAGGUGUCGAGGUGGCUAGACGACACAUCCAUUGAUUCGACAGUGGCAAAGAGCAAGUGGCCACUUAUGACGGCAGUGUUUGCUCCAGCGGAGGUUCAGUUUCACCAGCAGGACUCUGUCAGCUGCGGGCCUUUCGUCUGCAUGUAUGCUGAACGACUGAUAUCUGGCUCUCCAUCCAUUGAGUGGGGUAAUAGCAACGUGGCGGCAUAUAGGGCCAAGAUUGCUAGAUCUAUAUUUUCGUUGUGUGAAACUUGGAAUGCCCGUACCAGACGACUUGGUUUUGCAUAG
Messenger RNA from Salvia miltiorrhiza (redroot sage), 1071 nucleotides. RefSeq lists its product as uncharacterized. The coding region runs from base 139 to 1071 and encodes 310 amino acids. The record is from RefSeq and is a predicted model, not a curated record. Gene Ontology annotation, biological process: proteolysis. The transcript has 4 exons. Gene Ontology annotation, molecular function: cysteine-type peptidase activity. Lineage: Eukaryota; Viridiplantae; Streptophyta; Magnoliopsida; Lamiales; Lamiaceae.